Messenger RNA from Ixodes scapularis (black-legged tick), 657 nucleotides. RefSeq lists its product as uncharacterized. The record is from RefSeq and is a predicted model, not a curated record. Gene Ontology annotation, molecular function: amine binding. Bases 1 to 657 code for a protein of 218 amino acids. Gene Ontology annotation, biological process: symbiont-mediated perturbation of host defenses. NCBI's taxonomy places the organism in Eukaryota, Metazoa, Arthropoda, Arachnida, Ixodida, Ixodidae. The transcript is spliced from 5 exons.
AUGGAGAUUUACGUUGUUGUGCGUACCUUUGUACUUGUGUUUUUUCUGGUGGUAGAAGUAGCAGGACAAUGUCGGAAAGAACUAUUUUCUCAACGUUUAGGGAGAUAUCCAGACGCCUGGAAGAUUCUCGGAAACUUGACACAGCAAUUCUUUUUGGCAUAUUAUUCGCACAGUUCAGAAAUAGGAUCCCAACUAAGGUGCUUGCGUACUAUCAGCCGUACAGUGGACGAGUCGCUGCCGUGGACGACCACUUUAGUUUAUGGCUACACUUCAGACAAUAGUACCCUACUGAGUGGCAUAGUAAAAGUUGACAUAAAGAAGACGAAUGACUCGCUUGUUUUCGACGAUGCUUUUAAUACGAGAUACCCAGAGAAAGUAAAAGAGGGGCAUUACAUAUUUAAACACGACAUAAGCGAAAUAAUUUAUACAAAUUUUGAAACAUGCAUAGUUCUCUAUUCACAAUUACUUGGAUACCAAGUUUGGGUUGCAGGAAAGAACCCCAUCGGGACAAGUGGCCUCCCGUACCUUUGCACGUUCCUCUAUGAAACCUGCGCUGGACGAAAAAAACACUGGGCUUACGAUUGGACUAUAUGCCCUCGAAUUAAAUCUAAGGAUCCUAAAACAGUGCCUAAUAGAGGGGACAGCACUAAAGCAUAA